Molecule: messenger RNA, 4249 nt
Organism: Condylostylus longicornis
Lineage: Eukaryota; Metazoa; Arthropoda; Insecta; Diptera; Dolichopodidae
Product: multidrug resistance protein homolog 65-like
Exons: 12
Coding region: 255-4118 (1287 amino acids)
Biological process (GO): transmembrane transport
Cellular component (GO): membrane
Molecular function (GO): ATP binding; ABC-type transporter activity; ATP hydrolysis activity
Source: RefSeq, a predicted model, not a curated record
UCUCAGUGCGUUCACAUCGUUUAACAGAAGGAAUUGUUUGUGGAAUAAAAGAGGAAAAAUAUAAGAAAAUAAUAACAAAAAAAAAAAGAGCGGCGUAUUGCAAAAAAUCAGAGUUAUUAACGUUUUGAUAAAAAUUUUUAAAUAUCGAGUUAUUAUUUCCGUGUCUCUUGACGUGUUCAGUUGGGGCACUAUAUUCUAAUUAUUAUUAUUACUGUUGCGGUUAUUUAUUAAAAAUAUUGGAAUAAGAUAACAAAAUGACAGCAUACGAUGUAUCAAAUAAAGAUGAACAAAAAUCAAAAUCAAUCAGUUACUUUAGUUUAUUUCGUUUUGCAACAUCAACAGAAAUUUUCUUAUUAUUUUUAGCAUUUUUUGUAACAAUUAUAAAAGCAUUAACAUUACCAAUUAUGAUUAUUGUUUAUAGUGAAUUUACAUCAAUGUUAGUUGAUCGAACAUAUGGUAGUGGUACAUCAUCAAAAACAUAUUUAUUACCAUUAUUAGGAGGUGGACAAAUUUUAACAAAUGCAACAGCUGAAGAAAAUGACGAUGCAUUAUAUUAUGAUUCAAUGGCAUAUGGUGGUCUUUUUUUUAUAUUUUCAACAAUAAUGUUUUUAACUGGUAUUGCUGGUGUUGAUUUAUUUAAUUAUGUUGCAUUAAAACAAGUUGUACGUAUACGUAUAAAAUUAUUUCAAUCAGCUAUAAGACAAGAUAUUGGAUGGCAUGAUAUGACAAAAGAUCAAAAUUUUGCACAAAAAAUUACAGAUGAUAUUGAAAAAAUAAGAGAAGGUAUUGCUGAAAAAUUAUCACAUUUUAUAAAUUUAAUUGGUGGUACAUUAAUAACAAUGAUUAUAUCAUAUAUUUAUGGUUGGAAAUUGGCAUUAUCAUUAAGUAUUUAUAUUCCAAUAGUUAUUUUAACACAUUAUUAUGUAUUAAAGUAUCAAAGUAUUUUAACAUCACGUGAAUUAAAUUCAUUUGCAAAAGCUGGAAAUUUAUUAGAAGAAAUUUUGAGUUCAGUACGUACAGUUGUUGCAUUUGGUGGUGAAAAAAAAGAGGUUGAACAUUAUGGUACACUAUUGGUAUCGGCAAGAAAAGCUAGUGAAAGAAAAGGAGCAUUUAGUGGAUUUGGUGAAGGUGUAUCACGUUUAUUAAUGUUUAUAUGUUGUUCUGGUGCAAUAUGGUAUGGAAUACAUUUAAUAAUUGAUGAUCGUGAUAAAACAGUAAAAGAAUAUACACCAGCUACAAUGCUUAUUGCAUUCUUUGGUAUUGUUGUUGGUGCUGAUAAUAUUGCAAAAAGUUCACCAUUUUUAGAAGCAUUUGGUACAGCAAGAGGUGCUGCAAUUGAAGUAUUUAAAAUGAUUGAUUUAAAAUCAAAAAUUGAUCCGUUAUCAACUACCGGAAAAAUUUCUAAUAUUGAAUCAAAAGGUAUUAUUGAAUUUGAAGAUGUAUUCUUUCGUUAUCCAUCCAGGCAAGAUAUUAUAAUAUUAAGAGGAAUAUCAAUAAAUAUUGAAAGUGGUCAAACUGUUGCAUUAGUUGGUUCAUCUGGUUGUGGAAAAUCAACAUGUAUACAAUUAAUUCAAAGAUUUUAUGAUCCAGAUUUUGGACAAAUAAAAUUAGAUGGUUUAGAUAUUAGAAAAUAUAAUUUAAAUUGGUUACGUUCAAAUAUUGCUAUUGUUGGACAAGAACCUGUAUUAUUUUUUGGAACAAUAGUUGACAAUAUUAGAAGUGGUAAAACAUCUGCAACUGAUAAAGAAGUUGAAGAGGCUGCAAAAUCUGCUGGUGCUCAUAAUUUUAUAAUUAAUUUACCACAUGGUUAUCAAACGAAAAUUGGUGAAAAAGGUACACAAUUAUCUGGUGGACAAAAACAAAGAAUUGCAAUUGCACGCGCUCUUAUACAAAAUCCAAAAAUAUUAUUAUUAGAUGAAGCAACAUCAGCACUUGAUUAUGAAUCUGAAAAAUUAGUACAACAAGCAUUAGAUUUGGCAAGUAAAGGACGUACAACAAUUGUUGUAUCACAUAGAUUAUCAGCAAUUAAAGGUGCCGAUAAAAUCGUAUAUAUUGAUCAUGGCAAAGUUUUAGAAGAAGGAACCCAUGAUGAAUUAAUGCAAUUAAAUGGUCAUUAUAAUAAAAUGGUUUCAUCAAUUGAUUUGGAUAUAAAAAAUAAUGAAAAUGUUGAUAAUAUUGAAGAUGAUUUAGAUUUAUAUAAAAAAACAUUUGAUUUAGAUACAAAAAAUUUAAAUUAUAAUAUUAUGAAUAAAAAGAAAAGUAUAAUAUCAAAUUCAUCUAGCUUAAAAAAUUUCGAAGCAAUACAAAAUUAUCAAUCUACUGAUGAUCUUGAAAAUAUAAAACGUGCAAAUGUAUCAAAAGUUUUUCAAAGAAUAUUAAGUAUAUCAAAACCAGAAUGGGGUUAUUUAUUUUUAGGAAUAAUUGGAGCUGCUGGUGUCGGUUCCUCAUAUCCAUGUAUGACACUAUUAAUGGCUGAAUUUUAUAAAACAUUAGCAAAUCCAGAUCCAGAUGAUGCUAUCAAUCAUAUUAGAAUAUUAUCAAUAUUAUUUUUAGUAUUAGGUUUUGUAUUCGGUUUAACAUGUUUUAUGCAAACUUAUUUAUUUAAUUUAUCUGGUUGUAGAUUAUCAUCAAGAUUAAGAUUAGAGACUUUUAAAUCAAUUAUAAAACAAGAAAUGAGUUGGUUUGAUAAAGAUGAAAAUAGUGCUGCAUCAUUAUCGGCACGUUUAUCUGGUGAUGCAUCAAGUGUACAAGGUGCAUUAGGUUUUCCAUUAAGUGGUAUUAUACAAGCAGUAACAACAUUUACAAUAAGUGUUACAAUUGCAUUUUAUUUCUCAUGGAAUUUAACAUUAUUAUGUUUAGUUUGUACACCAUUUAUUGUUGGAUCUGUUAUUGUUGAAUAUCGGAUUAAUGAGAAAACAGCAAUUAAAUCAAAAAAAAUUUUAGAAGAUGCAAGUCGUGUUGCAACUGAAGCAAUUAUUAAUAUUAGAACAGUUGCUGGUUUAAGACGUGAAAAAUAUGUUAUUGAAAAAUUUGAAAAUGAAAUGUAUAAUGUACAAAAUAUUUUAAGAAAAAAAUUACGUUUUCGCGGUCUUAUCAAUUCAUUUGGUCAAACAAUAAUGUUUUUUGGUUAUACAUUUGCUUUAGCAUAUGGUGGAAUAUUAGUAUCAAAAAGAGAAAUUGAUUUUCAAAAUAUUUUAAAAGUUUCAGAAACCCUACUGUAUGGUUCAAUGAUGUUAGCACAAUCAUUAGCAUUUUCACCAGCAUUUGGUGCAGCAUUAUUUGCUGGUAAUCGUCUAUUUAAAUUAAUUGAUAGAACACCAAAAAUAAGAUCACCGAUACCAAUUGAUAAAAAUCGUGCAAUAUCAAAUAGUUUUCAAGGUGUUGAAUAUAAAAAUAUCAAUUUUCGUUAUCCAACCAGACCGGAAGCACAAAUUUUAAAAAAUCUUAAUUUACAAAUAUUUAAAGGUAGAACAGUAGCAUUUGUUGGUCAUUCUGGUUGUGGUAAAUCAACAUGUAUACAAUUAUUACAAAGAUUUUAUGAACCAGAAACUGGUAAAAUUAAUAUCGAACAUGGUAAUAUAUCAACUGAUAUGACAUUAGAAAAAUUACGUUCAAAUCUUGGUAUUGUAUCACAAGAACCAAUAUUAUUUGAAAGAUCAAUUGCUCAAAAUAUUGCAUAUGGUGAUAAUUCACGUAUUGUAACAAUGGAUGAAAUUAUUGAUGCUGCAAAACAAGCAAAUGCACAUAAUUUUAUAACAUCAUUACCAAAUGGUUAUGAAACAAAUUUAGGAUCACGUGGUACACAAUUAUCUGGUGGUCAAAAACAAAGAAUUGCUAUUGCUAGAGCAUUAGUUAGAAAUCCAAAUAUAUUAUUGUUAGAUGAAGCAACAUCAGCUUUAGAUUUACAAAGUGAAAAGAUUGUUCAAUCAGCUCUAGACUCAGCAUGUAGUGGUAGAACAUGUAUUAUUAUUGCUCAUCGUUUAUCAACUGUACAAAAUGCUGAUUUAAUAUGUGUUUUCGAAAAUGGUAAAAUUGCUGAAUUGGGCAAUCAUCAACAAUUGUUGGCAGAAAAUGGUUUAUAUUAUAAGUUAUAUACAACGCAGCCAAAUUUAUCAUAAAAAUAAGAGAAAAAAUAUGUAUAUAUAUGAUAAAUAUAUAUAAGAGUGUGUGAUACACGUGUAUUGUAUAUGCUUGUAUGUAUAUUUUAAAAAGAAAGUAUUAUUAUUAUAGAAUUUCAAUUUUGAACAAA